Messenger RNA from Drosophila takahashii, 950 nucleotides. Its product is annotated as seminal metalloprotease 1. Gene Ontology annotation, molecular function: metalloendopeptidase activity; zinc ion binding. Gene Ontology annotation, biological process: proteolysis. The record is from RefSeq and is a predicted model, not a curated record. Lineage: Eukaryota; Metazoa; Arthropoda; Insecta; Diptera; Drosophilidae.
GGUGUUUAACAAUUAACAUGUAUUAUUACAGUUCUUUAUUUCUGAUUUUAGUUCUGAUCAGCGGCUGUUUGGCAGCCCCAUCUGAGCGAAUUGAAACGGAUCCGGAGCUAACAGCUGGGUAUAUCGAGGGUGAUAUGGUGCCCAGUGGAUCGCUGAGAAAUAUUUGGCGCAAUGAGACAUAUCGGUGGCCUAACCGCAUCAUCUACUAUCAUAUAAAUAGCUACAUAGAUGAAGAGCACCGGAACCACAUUGUUAGCGCCAUUCACAAAAUUGAAUCGAUUUCGUGCCUGACCUUCAAGGAGGCCACCACCGAUCAAAAGUAUUAUGUGAAUGUGACCUCCGAAGAGGGUGGUUGUUUCUCUUACAUCGGCUAUCUAAAUCGAGUGCAACAACUGAAUCUUCAGAAUAAUGAGAUAGGAGUCGGAUGCUUCCGACUCUAUACGAUUGUUCACGAGUUCCUGCAUGCCCUGGGAUUUUUCCACCAGCAAAGUGCAGCCGAUCGGGAUGAGUAUGUGCAAAUUGUGGAGGAGAAUAUCACCGAGGGCAUGGAGUUCAAUUUCGAUAAAUAUACCCAAGAGACAGUCAACGAUUUUGGCGAGAAAUACGACUAUGGCAGCGUAAUGCAUUACGGUCCCUAUGCAUUUUCAAAAAACGGCGAGAGGACCAUAGUGGCUUUGGAGGAGGGCAAGGAGGAUGUCAUUGGCCAGCGACUGGAACUGAGUGAAACUGAUAUAAAAAAGCUGAACGCCAUGUACAAAUGCCCCACCGUUAAGGAGUGAAUAUUUUUUAUCGUACCCCCAUUCAGAAUUUUCUACCGGUUUUCGCAACUUAAUGAUGAUAAAUUUCAUUUUAUUAUUGCCACCUUCUUGUCGUGCGAAAUAUAAUCUGUUUAUUGUGUUGACAAAUGCAAUUAGGCGAAUGUUCGUCGCUGUCACUUGCCUUCAGAUUAA